Pyricularia pennisetigena is the source of this 1512-nucleotide messenger RNA. RefSeq lists its product as uncharacterized. The coding region runs from base 1 to 1512 and encodes 503 amino acids. The transcript is spliced from 3 exons. Gene Ontology annotation, cellular component: cytosol. NCBI's taxonomy places the organism in Eukaryota, Fungi, Ascomycota, Sordariomycetes, Magnaporthales, Pyriculariaceae. Gene Ontology annotation, molecular function: deaminase activity. The record is from RefSeq and is a predicted model, not a curated record.
AUGAGGCAAGCCACCGUGGCAGCAACCCUCGCCCUGCUGGGCAGCGCCUCGGCGGCGUCGACCCAGUUCAACGGCGGCACCAUCGUGGCCUUUGACGACGAGACGCAGGGCCUCCGGGUGGUGCGCAACGGCUCGCUGCUCGUGACGGACGACCGCAUCGCCGGCAUCUACACGAGCCCGCCGGCGGCGCAGCAAAACUCGUCGUCGGUCGAGGUGGUCGACGCGACCGGCAAGAUCAUCACGCCGGGCUUCAUCGACACGCACCGCCACGGCUGGCAGACGGCCUUCAAGACGCUGGGCUCCAACACGAGCUUGACCGAGUACUUUGGCCGGUACGGCGAGUUCGCGUCGGCCGGCCACUGGGACGCCGACGACGUCUACUCGUCGCAGCUGGCCGGUCUGUACGAGGCCGCCAACGCCGGCGUCACCACCUCGCUCGACCACGCCCACUCCACCUGGGACAGGGCCACCAGCGAGGCCGGGCUCAGGGCCAGCGUGGACAGCGGCUCGCGCGUCUUUUACGCCUUCGCCUUCCACAACACCACCGCCUCCGAGGUCCCGGAGCUCCUCCAGGUCUUUAGGGAUAUCGCCGAUGAGGGCUACUACGAGGGCACCCCGACGACGCUGGGCAUCGCCUACGAUGCCUGGGGACCCGACCCCAACCGCGCCGAGAUUGAUUCCAUCAUGAAGUUGACCGAGGAAUACAACAUCUCGGUAAUCACAACCCACUCGCUGGGAGGACCUUGGGGAAUCACCAACUCCCCCUCGGACGUCGCUGCGCUCGACUAUCUCAACAUCAGCACGCCCGUCGUCUUCUCGCACGGCUCGUUCCUGACGGCGGGCGACGCGACGCUGCUGCGCGAGACGAACCAGCACCUGUCCAUCACGCCCGAGUCCGAGAUGCACUACGGGCACACGCACCCAGUGAGCCACCUGAUUCAGGACCAGGCGGCGCUGGGCGUCGAUACGCACUUCACCUUCAGCACCGACAUCCUGACGCAGGCGCGCAUCUGGCUGCAGCAGGCGCGGUACGAGGCGUCCGAGGACGUGCUGGACCAGUGGCGGCUGCCGCUCAACAACCCCAUGAGCACCGACCAGGCCUUCCUGCUCGCCACGCGCAGCGGCGGCCUGGCCCUGCGCCGCGAGGACCUGGGCGUGAUCCGCGAGGGCGCCAAGGCCGACCUGGUCGUCUGGGACGGCGAGUCGCCCGCCAUGCUGGGCUGGCUGGACCCCGUCGCCGCCGUCAUCCUGCACGCCAGCGUCGGCGACGUCGAGUCCGUCAUGGUCGACGGCAAGUGGGUCAAGAGGGACCGGAAGCUCGUGGUGGGCGACUACGCCGACGUCAAGCGCCGCUUCCUCGCCACCGCCAAAAAGAUCCAGGACAUCUGGGUCGACACGCCCCUCCCGACCCCCGAGGAGCUGCAGACCAUGUUCUCGUUCCCCCUGGUGCGCGCCGACCAGCUCGACGUGCAGAGGGGAGAUGGUGACGGGUACGGUGAGAACCACUUUUGA